AUGUCAGGGAUCUCUUUUGACGUCAAGUUGAGCCGCUCUCACGACUUGACAUCAGAGGAUGGAUGCAGGUCCCUGCUUCGAUAUCUGAUGAGGCUCUUCACAAACGGUGUGGCUAUCGCCGCACCACCAUGUUCUCUCUACAGCUGUGCUUGUGCCUCCGUCCACAAGCGGACAAAGGAGAAUGUUCGCGGUGACUUGGGAAACUGGAAGGUGAGGUUGGCCCGGGUCAUAUGGACCAACUGGGUUACAUGUAUGAAAAUACUCCACUCGCUGCGACCAGAUGUUUGGCUGAUUUGCGAGCAGCCAAGCACAUCAUGGGGCUUUUGCCAACCGGAGUUCGUGCAGCUGGCAGAACUGAUGGGGAUGUUCCUUACAUUCAAAUACAUUCAAUUCAUAUAUCAUUUAGAUCAAUUGAUCAAUUUAUAUCAAUUUAUUUGA
This is a messenger RNA of Cladocopium goreaui, 438 nucleotides long. Lineage: Eukaryota; Dinophyceae; Suessiales; Symbiodiniaceae. The record is from the annotation of a GenBank genome assembly.